Callorhinchus milii (elephant shark) is the source of this 796-nucleotide messenger RNA. RefSeq names its product epithelial membrane protein 2-like. Lineage: Eukaryota; Metazoa; Chordata; Chondrichthyes; Chimaeriformes; Callorhinchidae. Gene Ontology annotation, cellular component: plasma membrane. The record is from RefSeq and is a predicted model, not a curated record. The transcript has 4 exons. Bases 48 to 518 code for a protein of 156 amino acids.
CUCUCUCUCUCCCUCAGGACGGACCCCGACCUCUGACCUACGUCAGGAUGUUGUGGCUGCUGUUGUCGAUCUUCCUCCUGCACCUCACCACCGUCAUCCUCCUCUUCAUCGCCAGCACCAACACCCUCUGGGUGACCGGCGACAUUAGAAGCCGUGGUUUGUGGAGACAAUGUUUUACCGACGGCAACUGCUCCAGUCUCACCUCCGGUUACAGUCAACACGAUACCCAGCAGGUUGUCCAGGCGGCCAUGAUUCUGGCCGUGAUCUUCACCUGUUUGUCGCUGCUCAUUUUCCUGUGUCAACUCUUCACCCUGAAGAAAGGGCAACGUUUCAUUGUCACUGGGAUCUUCCAGCUCAUCUCCUGUCUGUGUGUGAUGAUUGGUGUAACUGUCUUCACAAAGUGCUUCCCACCUGAUGUCAACCAAUGGUUCAGUUCUGGGUAUAUCUUGGCUUGGAUUUCCUUCGUCCUGACUCUCGCCAGCAGCUCCAUGUACUUCAUCCUCCGGAAGCGGGAAUAGGAUCUGGCUUUUCCCCCGGGAAGGUCCCAGCCCGGACACACACACGAGUCUCCACUGGGGGGGAGGUGGGAAAUUGAGUGACUUGCCUUACCCUGACCUGACCAGUCCCAGGACUGUUUUGACCCCAGCCUUUGCCCCUCGCUGUGUUUAACUGGAUUUUUUUAUGCCCUUUUAAAUGGGAAAUUGUUAUUUUUAUACCCACUCAAACCCACAUUAAUACUUUUAUAGAGAUAUAUUUUUCUUGAUUUUAUAAUCUCGCUCUCCUCAACACAUUUUAU